AUGUUGAUGAACGACGAUCUCGUAUGGAAGAAGCGAAUCAUACCAGCUUCGCGACUGCCGGAGCUGCUGUCUCGACAGCAGGAGCUCCGAGGGAACAAGAAGCCGACGAAGGGCCUGGGCGCCAGCAACGUGCAGGCGCGAGAGCGCUGGUCGCGUGCGGUGGCCUCCGUGAGCGACUCCGAAGGAGUGGAUCGAACCAUGAGUCGCGUCCGGAACAUCUCGAAGAAGGUGAGGUCUGCCAUGUUCUACGAGGACAGUGGCUUCUCUGUCCUGAAAAUGGGGAACAUGCUCGCGCAAUAUCAUCGGGCGUAUGAGCACAAACGCUACCACCGCCUGAACCCCUUCUUCGACGACGUCCGAGGGCUCUCAGCGCCCUUGGACAGCAUGUUCGAGUCCCGUGCCUACGAGAUCGUGGAGACCAUGCAGCUGGAGCUCAGCAACUCCUUGCAGAAUGAGUUGGUCCGCCGCGCCGAGCCCGUCGAGCUCCAACGCCUCGACCGAGAAGCGGACACUUCGGCGUCGUAG
Molecule: messenger RNA, 525 nt
Organism: Symbiodinium sp. CCMP2592
Lineage: Eukaryota; Dinophyceae; Suessiales; Symbiodiniaceae
Source: the annotation of a GenBank genome assembly